Messenger RNA from Monomorium pharaonis (pharaoh ant), 800 nucleotides. It is a transcript of the gene RpL18, whose product is annotated as 60S ribosomal protein L18. The transcript is spliced from 4 exons. Gene Ontology annotation, molecular function: RNA binding; structural constituent of ribosome. Gene Ontology annotation, cellular component: cytosolic large ribosomal subunit; ribosome. Lineage: Eukaryota; Metazoa; Arthropoda; Insecta; Hymenoptera; Formicidae. The record is from RefSeq and is a predicted model, not a curated record. Gene Ontology annotation, biological process: translation. The coding region runs from base 138 to 704 and encodes 188 amino acids.
AAAUAGGACCAUCGCUUCGUCGGUAACAAUAUCUUCGUCGUUACCUGUCAAAAGAAGACCCUGCGCCCUCUAUCAUUUCCGUAGUCUUCGCCCGCACACGAUUCUUUCUCGUGUGGUUUCUCUUCCGGUUUGUCAAAAUGGGUAUCGAUAUUAAUCAUAAGCACGAUCGGAAAGUGCGACGAACGGAGCCCAAGUCGCAGGAUGUAUAUUUACGACUCCUCGUCAAGCUCUAUCGAUUCCUGGCGAGACGAACAAAUUCAAAGUUUAACAAGAUUAUCUUGAAGCGAUUGUUCAUGAGCAAAAUACACCGCCCACCGAUUUCACUGGCGCGAAUCGUGAGAUUUAUGAAGAAGCCUGGAAGGGAGAAUUGCGUCGCUGUGAUCGUCGGUACCGUCACUGAUGACGCCAGGAUCUUUGAAGUCCCGAAAUUAACGAUAUGCGCUCUACGCAUAACUGAGAAAGCUCGGGCACGAAUCCUAAAAGCUGGUGGAGAGAUCAUUACGUUUGAUCAGCUGGCGUUACGCGCCCCGACCGGUAAACAUACGGUCUUGAUGCAGGGACCGCGUAAGGCUCGCGAGAGUGUCAAACACUUCGGCCUGGCGCCUGGUGUACCACACUCGCAUACCAAACCUUAUGUGAGGUCUAAGGGACGCAAGUUCGAGCGGGCGAGAGGCCGUAGACGCAGCUGCGGUUAUAAGAAAUAAGAUCGAUGUAACGCUGGAUGGACUACUUGUCAGUUAUAAUCCUUUUUUUUUCCACGCAGUCAGGUGGCUGAAAAAUAAACAUUGACUCGACAACAA